This is a messenger RNA of Staurois parvus, 357 nucleotides long. Lineage: Eukaryota; Metazoa; Chordata; Amphibia; Anura; Ranidae. The record is from the annotation of a GenBank genome assembly.
CCCCGGGCAAUAGGGGAUCAUGGGGCCCUUAUGUCCUUGCCCAAACUCAAAAAAGCCUAUGAAAAAGGUACCAGGGGCAUCUCAUGGGGCCCCCUACUGACCCCGGGCCCUCGGGCAGUGCCCAAGUUUCCAAAUGGUCAGUCCGCCCCUGGUACAAUCGUAUGUAGGAGGAUUUGUUUCCUCUCUGUGUAUCACCUGAGGCCAGUCACUUCACAGGGUAUAUGGAAGGGUUUACAAGCAGUUUAAAUAUAGUUAUCUACAGAAAGCUGAUCUCUUUUACAUGUUUAUCUAAAUAAUAUUUAAAAAACUAAAUGCUCUCUCAACUAUUCUAUUCUUCAUACUCCUAGCCUUAGUAAA